Molecule: messenger RNA, 455 nt
Organism: Drosophila busckii
Lineage: Eukaryota; Metazoa; Arthropoda; Insecta; Diptera; Drosophilidae
Exons: 2
Coding region: 75-416 (113 amino acids)
Source: RefSeq, a predicted model, not a curated record
CCCUUACCUGACAUUUGCAGCACACCAAAUUUUAAAAGCCAUUUAAGCAUAUUUCACAUUUAUUAAACAAAAUUAUGGAUCUGCUGACUGUAGUCGAGGCACUGCGAGCUCGUCAUUCAAACUGUUCCGAUGCAAUCUCUGUGGAUAAACACAUUCGACAAACUCUAUGUCAUCUCACCAAUCUGGGUGUAAUAGUUGGCACUGCAAACUCUGAGUACGCAAUACAUCGGAGAUUUAGAACUAUUCGCGACAACUUCUAUGGAAAGGUGCGGAAUAGACCAAGGAUAAACACACCAGGAGCACCAAAACGCUCAAAGUUCAAUUGGAAAAAGAAUUUAAAGCCUCCACGUAAGCCCAACAAGCACCGCUCUAAGCCCAGAAGGCCAAAACCAAAAAGGGAACGCUAUAAAUUAUAACUUUGUCACACAUAUUAAGUUUUAAAAAGUAAAAAAAAU